Messenger RNA from Myotis myotis, 5615 nucleotides. RefSeq names its product zinc finger protein 70 (gene ZNF70). The coding region runs from base 207 to 1553 and encodes 448 amino acids. Lineage: Eukaryota; Metazoa; Chordata; Mammalia; Chiroptera; Vespertilionidae. The transcript is spliced from 2 exons. The record is from RefSeq and is a predicted model, not a curated record. Gene Ontology annotation, cellular component: nucleus.
CUCCGCGUCAGCAGCAGCCCGGGAGCCAGGCCGGGUCGGCCGCGGGUUGGAGCAGCUCAGGUGCAGCCCCGCCCCGGCCUCCGGCGGCCCCGCCCCGGCCCAGGUGAGCGGCCCCGCCCCUGCCCAGAUUGUAAGAACAGUAAGUGUGUCCCAAAGAAGAACAUCUUUCAAGAAAUACAGUCAUUGGGGCUGAUACUAGAUCCACAAUGGAGGUUCCCCCGGCAUCCAAGCUUGGUGAGACCUUUGUGUUUGAAGAUGGGUUAGAGAUGCAGCAAGAGCUUUUCCCAGAGGAGGACCUAGGGGACGCAUUUCUUCAGGAAAGAGGUUUAGAGCAAAUGGCUGUUAUCUAUAAGGAGAUCCCUCUUGGGGAGCCAAACGAGGAACAUGAUGAUUACGAGGGGAAUUUCAGUCUGUGCUCAAGCCCUGUUCAGCAUCAGAGUAUUCCCCAAGUCAACAAACCCCAGGAUGAUGACAUAUUUGGCCAAACCUUCCUCCAGAAAUCAGACCUUAGUAUGUGUCAGUUAAUCCAUGAUGGAGAGGAACCCAGCAAACAUGACUAUGAGCUAGUGGGCAGUGGGGACUCGGGACCUAAUGAGCCUCACAGAACUGCACAACCACCAAAACCCUAUGCGUGUCGGGAAUGUGGGAAGGCCUUCAGCCAGAGCUCGCACCUUCUUAGGCACCUGGUGAUCCACACUGGGGAGAAGCCCUACGAGUGCUGUGAGUGUGGGAAGGCCUUCAGCCAGAGCUCGCACCUUCUCAGACAUCAGAUAAUCCACACUGGGGAGAAGCCCUACGAAUGCCCAGAAUGUGGAAAAGCCUUUCGCCAGAGCUCAGCCCUCACACAACAUCAGAAAACCCACACUGGGAAGAGACCCUAUGAAUGUAGGGAAUGUGGGAAAGAUUUCAGUCGGAGCUCAAGUCUGAGAAAACAUGAGAGAAUUCAUACUGGAGAAAAACCUUAUCAGUGUAAGGAAUGUGGGAAAUCCUUCAACCAGAGUUCAGGCCUGAGCCAGCAUCGGAAAAUCCACACCCUAAAGAAACCUCACCAAUGCGAUCUCUGCGGAAAGGCCUUCUGUCACAGGUCCCACCUCAUUCGGCACCAGAGGAUUCACACUGGGAAAAAACCGUACAAAUGUGAAGAGUGUGGGAAGGCCUUCAGCCAGAGCUCCAACCUCAUUGAGCAUCGGAAAACCCACACCGGUGAGAAACCCUACAAAUGCCAUAAGUGUGGGAAAGCCUUCAGCCAGAGUUCCUCCCUCAUUGAGCACCAGCGGAUUCACACUGGGGAGAAGCCUUAUGAGUGCGGCCAGUGCGGGAAGGCCUUCUGCCACAGCUCCGCACUGAUUCAGCACCAGAGAAUCCACACCGGGAAGAAACCCUAUGCGUGCAAUGAGUGUGGCAAAGCCUUCCGGCACAGGUCGGCCCUUAUUGAACAUUAUAAAACCCACACCAGAGAGAAACCCUACGAGUGUAACAAAUGCGGCAAGUCCUUCAGGGGGAGCUCACACCUUAUUCGGCAUCAGAAAAUCCAUGCUGGGGAGAAGCUCUAGAAGGAGGAGCUCACACCAAAGCUUGAAAGCCUUUCCCAGAUGGAGCCCGUGCCCAGUCACUUUAUCUGCAAAGCUCCAUCCACCUGCCCCAGAACAGAGUUGGACCUGGGUGCUCCUGAGCACCACACCAGCAGCACCGGCCCCUCUUGGCCAGGUGAUCAGCAGGUUUUCUGAGCACAAGGGAGGAUGGGGGGAGAGAAAGGCUGCCAGAAUGGCUGAGCACCUGAAAAGAGAGUGGGCCUUCGAUUUUCUCAUUCUCACAUUUGACUUCCAAGCCUGUGAGGUUCAGUUCUGCCCUCUAUUCCAGAAUACAGAAGAGAAGUGACUGUAAGAGGGAGAAAGUUGACUUAAACCCAUGAGAAUGUCAGGUGAGAACUCUAACAUCAGGCUAUAGUUUGGCACUUUCAGUAGAAGUAACCAUUCUCACAGUCCAAAUUAGCUGAAGAAAAAUGAAUCCAAAAAGUAGAUACCUCAGCCACAAAAUGGAAUCUUCUGCCUGGUUUGGGUACUUGUCGGUGCAACCCGAACAGGUUACAGAACAAAGGGAGUGUCUGGAAGGAUUAGGUUUGGGACUGGGAGGGAGGGUGCAAGUCCCUGGUGUGGUCCCUUAACCCUAUUCUGUGUUAGAGUGAGGGGGGUCUCUUUCAAGGAGAGUAGAGGUUUGGUCCUGCAGGCCAGAGGGCAUUUGAUGCCCAGCUCUGACUCAGCCCAGGCCCACGGCACCAGUGCCCUCCAGGAGCAGGCCCUCCACCAGACCCAGGGCUCCUAAAACCACAGCGUGCCUUGGACAUCAGCAGGGCCCGUUUCUGGUCUGGCAGCUAUGCAGCCUCUCCACCUUCCAGUGCAGGCUCAGGCGGGCGGGGGGAUGUGGGAAGCAGGGUGAUUCAAUCAGAGAUCUGGGAGCAAGUCUCAGCUCCAUCCCUCCUACCUAUGUGUCCUUGCGGAAGCCCCAAGGCUCAGUUUUCCUACCCGUGACAUGGCGAUAGUGGGAUCUGGCCCCACACUCUGAGGAUUGGUGCAAGCCUCCCAUUCAGAAUGAGAGCACAUAUGAAAGUGCUUUGACAACUAGGGAUUGAGUGUGGAUACCCAGAGUGACCUCUGCCCUGCCCCGGAAACACUGUCCCUGAAACCUGGAGAAGCAUCCCCAUCUGCUUCCUGAAAUGGCAGAGCUUGCAGCAGGCCCUCAUUAAACCAGGCUUCCCCAUACUCCCUCAGGCUUGCACCCUGGGCUGGGGUGCCCUGCGUUUAUCUUAAAGAUGUUUCCUGGAAGCCAUCCUGAGCCUCCCUGUGGUGUUCAGUCCAUGUCCCUGUACUUCUCUCUGUUCUCCCCCCUGCCAACUGGUGUUCAUCUGGGACCAAUUCAGUGGGCACCCCAGAGGUGGGGCUCAGUGGCGUGUUUUUAAAGCUCCCAGGUGGUUAUAAUGUCCCAGCAUGCAUCCAGGCCGUGAGCACCCAUGCACCCCCACAUCUCCCAAAUGACAGGCCUGCUUGCCCUGACUGAGCAGAGCUUGAAGGUGGCCCAGGAACCACACACUGACAGGUCUGGCUAGUUGGUCAUUGUUUGUCCCAGGCCCUCAGGCCUUCGUGUGCCCAUGGGGAUCUAGUACUGGCAUUCCCCUCAGGAUUCUCAGCUAGUGUGGGAGGAGGCGGUCUGAGCUAUUUUGAAGUUUUCCAAACGUUUAUGGCUGGAAUCCCAUGAACCUAUCAUGAUAAAGCUGGUUAUUUCAGCCAAUCAGAAGCUCAGCUUGGCAGAUAUGUGCAGUUUUGAUGAAUAAAAUGGGAGAGCCGCCCUGGCUAGUUUUCUCAGCGGUUAGAGAGUCAGUCCUCGGACUAACGGGUCACAAGUUCAGUUUUGGUCAAGGGCACAUAUCUCCACUGUAGGCUCAAUCCCUGGCCCCAGUCAGGGUGCAUGCGGGAGGCGACCGACCCAUGUGUCUCUCUCACAUCGAUGUUUCCCUCUCUGUGUCUCUCACCCUCCCUUCCACACUCUCUAAAAAUCAAUGGGAAAAAAAUAUUCUCGGGUGAGGAUUAACACCAAAAAAAAAACACAAAAAAAAUGGGAGAGCCAUAGUUGUUACUAAGUAAGUGGGGCUUGGUAGCCAGAGAUUUAAAAAGGAUUGGUCUGAGGGUCUGGGAAGAUCACUUCUGUCAAGUCCCGCUCUUUGCUAUGUGAAACAUUUAACCAGCACCCCAGGAUCCCCCACCACCUGCUAUACCACAGCUGGACUGGUCAGGUGGUGCUGGGCAUCGUUGUCAGGACCAGGAGUGAGGAGAGAAUGCUGACACCUGCUCGGUGCGGGUGACAGCAGCCACCAACUCCCACCAGGUCUACCUCCUGCACCCCCUCAUUCUGUGCCUAUCAGGCAGUCAUCAGUUUCCUUCCCACCCUCAGUGUCUCCCUCCACACCCUGUGCACCCCAACCAAAUUGAUUUUUUUUAAAGCAUCACUUUGCACAUGUCACCACUCUCCUUAAAACCAACCUUUGGGGGUAUUUCUGCACAUAAACCCCCAUUUCAGCCAAUCUGCUUCACCCCCUCUAAACAAGCCACAUGGAGCUCAUGCCAGCCUCUGUCCUCAGCUCACCCCCAGCCUCUCUCAACUCAUUUUAUACUGUUCUCACGUUUUGAAAUAUGCACUUUCUCCCCCUGUACCCUCUGCAGCCCGUCUCCUUUCUUCUUUUUGACAAUUUAUGUAACAGGAUUAAAACCCCUUUUUGAAGGGUUGACAGAUACUCAAAUAACCAUGGUUAAGACCAGGUACUUUUCAUUUUUGGAAGUGUAAGUAAAACUAGCUCUCUGUUCAAUGUAUUUCAUGGUUUGACUGUGUAUUUAAAUUCCUUCCAUUUUAGUUUGGGUCUCUGUAAGGUUAUGAGGGAUUGCCCUGGUAACGGUUUAAUCGUCCUUGAAUUUAGUUGUUUCUGUUGUCUUGUGUUUUUCCCUCACGGCAGAGGUUGAGUGUUGUAUAGCUCCCACUCGUGAUUUUGUGUACCUAGUUGAAUUGUUGUGUCAGAGUAUAUGUAUUCUGGUGGGUUGUUUGUUUGUUUUUAGCCUAACACUUUAUGUUUCUAAGAUUAAUUAUUAGUUAAGCGUAUAUAUCUAUAUUUUUAUUGAUUUUAGAGAGGAAGGGAGAGAAACAUCGAUCGGCUGCCUUCUGCACGUGCCCUGACCGUGGAUGGAACCCUCAACCUGGCUCUGUGCCCUGACUGGGAAUCCGAAUCGAACCUGCAGCCUUUUGGUGCAUGGGAUGAUGCUCCAACCAACUGAGCCACACAGGCCAGGGCAUUAGUUAAUCAUAUUUUUACUAUUUCUAGUAAAUGUAGGUAAUUUAGUCUGAUUUUUUUUAAUAGUUCGAGCUUUUUCUCUACUCCAUAAGUUUAACAUGUGGUAUUUCUUGUUAUUAUAUUAUUACUUCCCUUUUGGCCCAAGUGUUAUUAUUACUUUUUUAUAUUUCCAAGUGAUGAAUGCUUAAGUCAUUAUUGUUAUUUCUUACUUUAUUGUGGUUUCAACAUUUCAGAGUGUCCAUAGAAUUUCUUUGGGCCUGAAUAUAUUAUCAGUUUUUAUAAAGCAUUUGUGUACUCGUAAGAAAUGUGUUUUUACUCCAUCAGUUCUAUUUGUUAGCUCAGUUUUUAAACUAUUUUAUACAAAUUAAUAUUUUCUCUAAUUUUGUUUUCUUCAGAGUUCUGAACCUGGGGUCCAUGGACUGCCUAGGGGUCUUUUGGCACACGGGGGUUUUAAAAGGUGUGGACCCCUAGGGACUGAACAAAGCUGUGUGGACGUGCGUAUGAGUGAAUUGUUCUGGGUCUGAAGCAUUCUCCUUAUUUUGGAAGUGCGGGCUCUGUGGCCCCAAAAUAGUUAAGAACACUCAUUUACCUGAUCUAAUUGUAGUCUGAUUUUGUGUUUUUUUCUUUAUGUAGUUUCUGUUCCUUUUUUAUGUGCGUUGGUAUGUUAGUCAUGCAAUUAUCUCAACUCUUUUUGGAGGAAUAGACAGGGUAUAAGUUGUCAAUAAGUAAGCACCAUGGUGUUUGGGAUAUAUAUAUAUAUAUAUAUAUAUAUAUAUAUAUA